Messenger RNA from Momordica charantia (bitter melon), 3445 nucleotides. RefSeq names its product MUTS homolog 7 (gene MSH7). The record is from RefSeq and is a predicted model, not a curated record. Gene Ontology annotation, cellular component: MutSalpha complex; nucleus. NCBI's taxonomy places the organism in Eukaryota, Viridiplantae, Streptophyta, Magnoliopsida, Cucurbitales, Cucurbitaceae. Gene Ontology annotation, biological process: mismatch repair. Gene Ontology annotation, molecular function: mismatched DNA binding; ATP-dependent DNA damage sensor activity; ATP binding.
GGCGCAAACGUUUUGGCGCCAAUUUGAACCUUUUAUACUGCUCUUCGCUCCCUCCAGUUCUUAGCGAAGCUUCCAAUUCAUCGCGAAAAAUGCAGCGCCAGAAAUCUUUGUUAUCCUUCUUCCAAAAAUCUCCGUCCGAUAAACGGAUCUCCGAUGGCGGUGCCUCCUCCAUCGGCCAGCGGCUCACUCGAUUUCCGGCGAAACAAGGCGUUUCUGGUUUGGAGCAGCCGGCUAUCAAAACCACCGCGGAUCCCUCACUGGAGAUCAGAGGAACCGACACUCCGCCGGAGAAGGUUCCCCGCCAGAUUUUGCCGGUGAUUGAGAAGAACAAAGGUUCUUCUCUCUUUUCGAGCAUCAUGCACAAAUUUGUGAGAGUUGACGAUAAACGUAAGGCGCAUCAGAGGGAUGAGGUUCAAAAAGAUUCCUCUCAUGACGAGGUUCGUAGAGAUUCCUCUCAGUUAUGUUCCAUUUCUGGUAAGGUUAAUGAUUCAAAAGAAUUUCAGAGGCAAGAGGUAGCUUCUGCACAUCACGAUAAACUCAACGCUGCAAAUUUAAACGGAAUUAGAGGACCUAUCUUGGUAAUUGUAAGCGAUGAUGAGAUUCCUGGACCUGAAACUCCCGGUAUGAAACCUUCUGUCUCCCGUUUGAAGAGAUCUCAAGAGGAUUUUCUAGAGGAUGCGAGUGGUCGUUGUUUUCAGGAGACUACCAAAAGAGUUAAACUCCUUCAGGAUUCAAUAAACUCAAACAAGAUUCACAACGAAGUUUCUGAUGCAACUAGCAAAUUUGAGUGGCUCAAUCCCUCUCAAGUCAGAGAUGCUAAUGGUAGAAGGCCUGGCCACCCUCUAUAUGAUAAGAAAACAUUAUACAUUCCACCUGAUGUGCUGAAGAAAAUGUCAGCGUCACAAAAACAAUACUGGAAUGUGAAAUGUCAAUAUAUGGACGUUUUGCUUUUCUUCAAAGUGGGGAAGUUCUAUGAGCUAUAUGAACAAGAUGCUGAAAUUGGUCACAAGGAGCUUGACUGGAAAAUGACAUUAAGCGGUGUUGGGAAAUGUAGGCAGGUUGGUGUUCCUGAAAGUGGGAUUGAUGAUGCUGUUCAAAAGCUUGUUGCUCGUGGAUAUAAAGUUGGGCGAGUUGAGCAGUUGGAAUCUUCGGAUCAAACAAAAACCAGAGGUGCAAAUUCUGUGAUACCUAGGAAAUUGAUACAGGUUGUCACUCCGUCAACCAAGGUUGAUGGUGACAUUGGGCCUGAUGCUGUUCAUUUGCUUGCCAUAAAAGAGGUGAGCUGUGGGCUGGAUAGUAAUUCAAUUGCAUAUGGGUUUGCUUUUGUUGAUUGUGCUGCUUUAAAAUUUUGGACGGGUGUUAUCAAAGAUGAUGCUUCCUGUGCUGCUCUGGGCGCUCUCUUGAUGCAAGUGUCUCCAAAGGAAAUAAUAUAUGAAGCUAGAGGACUAUCUAAAGAAACACAGAAAGUUCUCAAGAAGUUCUCGCCAACUGGUUCCACUGCUCUAGAAUUUACAUCAGGGUCUCCAGUUACAGACUUUUUAGAAGCUUCAGAGGUUAAACUUUUGAUCCAGUCUAAAGGAUAUUUUAAAGGCUCCCUAAAUUUGUGGAAUCAUACAGUCGAAGACACAGUCCAUGAUGAUAUUGCUCUAUGUGCUCUUGGAGGCCUUAUUAGUCAUAUGUCAAGGAUGAUGUUAGAUGAUGUCUUGCGGAAUGGAGAAAUACUGCCAUACCAAGUCUACAGAGGCUGCCUAAGAAUGGACGGACAAACAAUGGUCAAUCUUGAAAUUUUCAGAAACAAUGAUGAUGGUGGUCCAUCAGGUACACUGUACAAAUAUCUUGAUAACUGUGUGACAUCAUCAGGAAAGCGGCUUUUGAGGUUAUGGAUCUGUCAUCCUCUUAAAGAUGUUCAAGAGAUAAAUAUUAGGCUCAAUGUAGUGGAAGAACUGAUGGCAGAAUCUGAAGUUAUGUUACUUCUUGGUACUUAUCUCCGCAAGCUUCCAGACUUGGAGAGGUUGCUUGGGCAGAUUAAGGCCACUGUUCAGUCAUCUGCUUCUCUUAUAUUACCAUUGAUUCGCAAAAAGUUACAGAAACGGCGGGUGAAACUAUUCGGAUCUCUGGUGAAGGGCCUCAGGACUGCACUUGAUUUAUUGAUUCAAGUCCAGAAGGAAGGUUACAUCAUUUCUCUAUCAAAAGUAGUAAAACUUCCACUGGUCAGUGGCAGCGGUGGGCUCGAUCAAUUCCUCUCUCAAUUUGAAGCAGCUGUAGAUAGUGAAUUUCCAAAUUAUCAGAAUCACGAUGUAACGGAUUCCGAUGCUGAAAGACUCUCUAUUCUGAUCGAGUUAUUUGUAGAAAAAGCCACGGAAUGGUCUGAAGUUAUUCAUGCCCUGAAUUGCAUUGAUGUGCUGAGAUCUUUUGCAGUUAUUGCUCAUUCGUCUGGAGGAUCUAUGUCUAGACCUGUUAUUUUGCCUCAAUCAAAUAAUACAACGUUGAUCACUGAAAAGCAAGGGCCAGUUCUUAAAAUUAAUGGGCUGUGGCAUCCGUAUGCCCUUGUGGAGAACGGAGAAACACCUGUCCCAAAUGAUAUAAUCCUUGGCCCUGAUCAAGAUGGCUACCAUCCCCGUACUCUACUGCUAACUGGACCAAACAUGGGUGGGAAAUCAACACUUCUUCGUUCCACUUGUCUGGCUGUUAUACUUGCACAGUUGGGUUGCUACGUGCCCUGCGAGACAUGCACACUCUCGGUCGUGGAUAUAAUCUUUACGCGACUCGGUGCUACUGAUCGAAUCAUGACAGGAGAAAGUACAUUCCUUGUUGAAUGCUCGGAAACAGCUUCAGUUCUGCAACAUGCUACUCAACAUGCUCUUGUUAUUCUUGACGAACUUGGCCGAGGAACCAGCACAUUUGAUGGCUAUGCCAUUGCAUAUGCUGUGUUCCGCCAUCUGAUCGAAAAGGUGAACUGUCGGCUUCUGUUCGCUACUCACUACCAUCCUCUUACAAAGGAGUUUGCCUCUCAUCCUCAUGUCGUGCUUCAACACAUGGCCUGCACAUUCAAGGACCAGGAGUUGGUUUUUCUAUACCGCCUUAACUCCGGGCCGUGCCCCGAGAGUUAUGGGUUGCAAGUAGCAGCCAUGGCUGGAAUCCCGGGGCGAGUUGUCGAAGCUGCUUCAAGAGCUAGCCAAGUACUGAAGAAAACCAUCAAAGAGAACUUCAGAUCGAGUGAGCAACGAUCGGAGUUUUCGACUCUCCAUGAAGAGUGGUUGAAAACUCUAAUCACAGUCUCAGAGUUUCGAGGUAAUGAUCUUGACGAUACUGAUGCUUUUGAUACAUUAUUUUGUUUAUGGUAUGAGCUUAAGAAAUCAUAUCACAGCUAGGUUGGUGAAGCAUGACUUAGGACAUUUCUUCUAUGAAGUUUUCAUCUAAUGCCAUAGUUUUAGGUUAGAAUUUU